AUGUUGUCCAUUUUGAGGAAAGCCCGGCUGAAGGAUAAGGAGAUGCGAAUCCUGAUGCUAGGUCUGGACAAUGCCGGGAAGACCACCAUCGUCAAGCAGAUCAUGAAUGAAGAUGUCACCACUGUCAGUCCGACAUUAGGUUUCAUCAUCAAGACGAUAGAUUUUCAGGGAUAUAGACUCAACAUAUGGGACGUUGGAGGCCAAAAGACCCUCCGAUCUUAUUGGAAAAACUACUUUGAGAAGACAGAUACAUUAAUUUGGGUUGUUGAUGCGACCGACCGUCUUAGAGUGGAUGAUUGUAGAGAUGAGCUCGCCGGACUCCUUUUGGAAGAGCGUUUGAUGGGAGCAAGUCUCUUGGUUUUCUUAAAUAAGAGCGAAGUCGAGGGAUGUAUGGAUGAGAAUGAGGUUCGACAACGGCUUGGCUUGGAUUCUAUCAAAACACAUAAAUGGACGAUAUUACCCUGCAGUGCGAUGACAGGCAAGAAUCUGCAUGAAGGGCUAGAAUGGGUUGUCCAAGACGCCAAAGAUAGACUUUUCCUGUACUAACUGAUGUGGAAAGUCUAUGGCUUGCUCGGCACCUUUUGAUGACCGCGAUAUGCUAUUUGUUUCCCUUUUCAAUAUAUUUUCGUACUUAUGGUCUUACAGUAAUGGCAGGAGUCAUGUUUCUACUAUUUAAUGGAUAUGAAAACUGAUGAUUCGUUGGCGAAGGUGCUGGUGAUAGUAGAGAUUGUCUCAGCUCUUCCAAAGC
Molecule: messenger RNA, 748 nt
Organism: Aspergillus vadensis CBS 113365
Lineage: Eukaryota; Fungi; Ascomycota; Eurotiomycetes; Eurotiales; Aspergillaceae
Product: ADP-ribosylation factor-like protein 2
Exons: 6
Coding region: 1-546 (181 amino acids)
Biological process (GO): protein folding
Cellular component (GO): cytoplasm; microtubule cytoskeleton
Molecular function (GO): GTP binding; GTPase activity
Source: RefSeq, a predicted model, not a curated record